Lathyrus oleraceus (garden pea) is the source of this 2816-nucleotide messenger RNA. RefSeq lists its product as uncharacterized. Lineage: Eukaryota; Viridiplantae; Streptophyta; Magnoliopsida; Fabales; Fabaceae. The record is from RefSeq and is a predicted model, not a curated record. Bases 227 to 2305 code for a protein of 692 amino acids. Gene Ontology annotation, molecular function: GTPase activator activity. The transcript is spliced from 12 exons. Gene Ontology annotation, biological process: activation of GTPase activity.
AUUUUCAUUCAUUCAGUGUUAUUAUUAGAGGGAAAUGGCGAAUGAAGCAAGCAUGGAGAAGAAGAAGCUCUUCCCGAAUCUCUGAACUUCAAUUUUCUCAGAUCUCUCUUUCUAUCGUUCGUUCAAAUUCACAUCAAUCAAUUCGAAUCGUUCCUCUACGAUCCUUUCAUUUCGUUUUAUUCCUAAUCGGUUUUCGGUUGCUGAGAAAGUGGGAGUGAAGAGUCUGAUGUAUUGUGAGGGGGAGGAGAAGCAAUGGAGUUGUGGAAAAGCUGGUACUGUGAAUUUGCGAAAAGUGAGCUCGUUAGUGCGCGACAUUCGAGAUCCUUGCCUUUCUCAUUCUCCUGUAAAGGUACACAGAAUGCUUAAGCCAGACAUAUGGGAAGCUUUGUCUGAUAGUGAAGGAAAGGUUUUAGGAUUCCGGAAGGCACUGAAAUUGGUGGUGCUAGGGGGUGUAGAUCCAUCAAUUAGACCCGAAGUUUGGGAGUUCUUACUAGGUUGUUAUGCACUGAGCAGCACUGCUGAGUAUCGAAGAAGGUUGAGAACAGCUAGAAGGGAGCUUUAUAGGAACCUGGUUAAGCAAUGUCAAGCAAUGCAUUCAAGUGUGGGGACUGGUUCAUUGGCAUAUGUUGUUGGAUCCAAAGUUAUGGAUAUGAGGACCUCCUCUAAAGAUGAACAUAAAAUCGAAGCUAAACUAGAAAGAUCAAUAUCUAUUGAUAAUAAUGUUGAAGUAGAACAGUGUCAUGGCAGGAGCAUUAUUAGUGCCAAGGCAGCAACCGCACGUCAUCAUGAAAGCUCUGAUAAUUGGGCUGACCAAGUUAAUUUGAGAGCAAGCAUAGGUAGUAGUGCAAUUUAUGAUUCUUCUGGUCAUCUAUGCUGCAGUUCCCCAAAGACAGGGAGAGAACCAGAUGGAUCACAUAAUAUGAUUGACAGUAGUUUUGAUUUUCCUCCUUUACCUGUCACCAAUCUGUUUGAAAAGAGCGAUGAAGAUAAAAACUCGGUCAUAGAGCAUGGCAAUAAACUUUCUGCACGUAAACUAAGAUUAGAAGAUGACUCAAUGCAUAGCUUCGAUGUCAAUAACAAUGUAGACUUAGUUAUUGAAUCAAAUGGCCAACCUCUUACUACCUUCCAUCCUGUAAACUCUGAAAUUGAAAUUGCUUCAGCUGAUGAAGAUGAACCAGAAUUUUCAUCUGACAAUCCAGUUUAUGAAACACGGAUAGUAAAUCAACUAAAAAUAUCAGAUGUACCACAGCCAGCGAUGACAAGUGCCUCGAUGUCUCAAGGAUGGGCUGCCAGUGAAGAUAGAGUAUCAGAAUGGCUUUGGACUUUGCACAGGAUAGUUGUUGAUGUUGUGAGGACCGAUAGUCAUCUUGAAUUCUAUGAGGACAGGAGAAAUUUAGCUAGAAUGUCGGAUAUCCUUGCUGUCUAUGCAUGGGUUGAUCCGGCAACAGGGUAUUGUCAAGGUAUGAGUGAUUUGCUGUCUCCCUUUGUGGUAAUCUUUGAGGAUAACGCGGAUGCAUUUUGGUGUUUUGAGAUGCUUUUGAGAAGAAUGAGAGAGAAUUUUCAAAUGGAAGGCCCAACUAGGGUGAUGAAGCAGUUGCAAGCAUUAUGGCAUAUUCUUGAGCUGUCAGACAAAGAACUUUUUGCCCACCUAUCAAAAAUUGGUGCUGAAAGCCUUCAUUUUGCAUUUCGUAUGUUGCUAGUUCUCUUUCGGAGAGAGUUAUCGUUUAAUGAGGCUCUUUCAAUGUGGGAGAUGAUGUGGGCAGCUGACUUUGAUGAAUCCUGGACAUAUGAUUUAGAGGAGAAUUGUCUGGAAGCAUUGGAUUUACAUCUUCCCAGAGACUCAAGCAGUUAUAUAAAAGAAGCACUUGCUGAUUCUGAUGAUGAUAGUAUCAAGAGUGGUUCGCAGUCAAAUCAUAAUGAAAAUGACAGCACAAAAACCAGCCCGCAGCCACAUCACGGGAACACUGAUCACCCUGUAUCUGAUGUCAAAUUGAAGUUGCAUGCAUCCAAUACCUUUUGUGGCUUGGCAAGGAAUAUCUGGCCAAGAAAUGAUCGAGUUCAAACAAGAAUAAUUUCCUCCUUGGCAAGGAAAGGAAACGACGAAUUAGCCACCUUCUGCGUUGCAGCAAUUCUUGUUUUAAACCGCCAAAAGAUUAUUCGAGAAACCCACGCGUUCGAUGAUAUGAUAAAGAUUUUCAAUGACAAUAUGUUGGAGAUCAAUGUAAAAAGAUGCAUAAGGACAGCAAUCAAACUCCGAAAGAAAUAUUUUAACAAGGCAACCAAGAAAAAGAACCGCGCUGCAUAGAAAAGAGACUAGGGCAAUAUCAUUUUUAUAUGCUCUUAAGGCAAAAGCACCGAAAGGCACCGGGGAACACUUAUGCGGCCAUCCUUUUCCAAAUUGGAUCCCGGUGUUAAUUGUUUUAUUACUUAUCCACUCUGGAUGGGAGACUUUGUAGCUUAAAGUGUUUUUGCUUUUGGAGUUUCAUCCAGCUGUUGUACCCUUAUUGUCAUCAUUACUCUUUUUUAUGAGCCAGUAUGAAGGUUGAUAAGUGGAUUUUUCAUCACUCUGGUUGCUUCCAUGUCUGACAAAUUGGCAGUCUUGGACACGUGAACUGGUUAUGCAGAUAAUGUUCUUUCAACUUUUGUCCAUCUCAUAUUUCUGGACAACAUCAUGCAUAUAAGCUAUUACAACUUAGAGCAUUUGGAGUGGUAAAAGCACAUGCAUACAAGAAGAAAUGGAGGGUAGAUACAGGGGAGAGAAUUGUCGCAGUAUACGCCUAUAUACGGUAAUAUAGAGUUAAUCUUUGUGGUGGAUU